This is a messenger RNA of Pantherophis guttatus, 14567 nucleotides long. The record is from RefSeq and is a predicted model, not a curated record. Lineage: Eukaryota; Metazoa; Chordata; Lepidosauria; Squamata; Colubridae.
CUCGCGGGAAUUUUCUCUAGAUGCCAAGUUUCUUUUCUCUCUUGCCCCUUCAGUGGAAGGCUGAUGAAACUUUCAGGAUUUAGCCAGGUUGAGCCGCGGACAGUUUCUCACAUGAUAUAAUUUAUCCAAAACUCAAAUUUCUGCAACAAGCAGAAAUAAAAAGAUACCCGGAAAACACCAUGACUGAAACUCUCGCAUUGUUCCGUUGAUUCUCGCGAGAAACAAUCUGAAUCUUGGUUCUCGCGGUACUCAUCACGAGGAAGAGUAACUAAUUGGAUUGUUCAUUCCGAGCGUGGAACUCCGGCGCGUGACUACAAUGGCCCUUCCAAUAUUCUGCCUGUGGAAAAAAGCUCCCCGGAGAUGAACGCCAUUGCAGGGGCUCGCGCCGUUCUCUUCUGGUUUGUUCUUCUCGCGGGAAGUGGCUGCCUGAGACAACGUCUCGCGAGAUUUUCGUUUCCUCAUGACUUGCCUCCUUCCCUCCCAGCUCCUCCACUUCUCGUCUGAUCUUCCCUCAAUUAUCGCGUCUCUUCUUCGCUCCCCUACCAGGUGGUAUCUGUGCAAGCCGGACUGGAGGGGCGCGUGGGGCCCGCCAAGACGGGGGACCACUUGAAGCUGUAGCCGAAGGGAAGAGGGAAGCGGGGCCUUGAAUAAUCUGACAUAAGUGGAUUAGACUGACUGAGAAACCAAGAAGUAUUACCUUGGUCUGGCUACGGUAAGGCAAAGGUGGCAGAGAAGUGACUUGAAUAUCAGAACAGGCCAAGUAUGGAUUGGCUGUGAUUCCAGGAUCGGAAAGUGGAAAACUAAUAAAAAUGAAAGUAGACCGAACUAAGCUGAAGAAAACGCCCACCGAGGCUCCUGCAGACUGCAGAGCCUUGAUAGACAAACUCAAGAUUUGCAAUGAUGAACAGCUGUUGCUGGAACUCCAACAGAUCAAAACAUGGAAUAUUGGGAAGUGUGAACUUUACCACUGGGUGGACCUUCUCGACAGAUUUGAUGGCAUCCUGGCUGAUGCUGGACAGACUGUGGAGAACAUGUCAUGGAUGCUAGUGUGUGAUCGGCCAGAGAGAGAACAGCUGAAGGCCCUGCUGCUGUCAGUGCUGAACUUCACUGCUCUGCUCAUAGAAUACAGCUUUUCUCGUCAUCUGUACAGCUCUAUUGAGCACCUAACAACGCUGUUGGCAUCCUCUGACAUGCAAGUGGUUCUUGCUGUGCUAAACUUACUAUAUGUGUUUAGCAAACGCUCCAAUUACAUCACACGUCUGGGCUCUGACAAGAGGAUGCCUCUUCUGUCUCGGCUGCAGCAUUUGGCAGAGAGUUGGGGUGGCAAGGAGAAUGGCUUUGGCCUUGCAGAAUGUUGUAGAGAUUUGCACAUGCUGAAAUACCCUCCCAGUGCAACUACACUACACUUUGAAUUCUAUGCAGAGCCAGGGGCCGAAGUCAAAGUGGACAAAAGGACUACCAGCAACACACUACAUUAUAUCCACAUAGAACAACUUGAUAAGAUUUCAGAAAGUCCCUCUGAAAUUAUGGAAUCCCUCACCAAAAUGUACAGUAUCCCAAAGGAUAAACAGAUGCUGCUGUUUACACACAUUCGCUUGGCCCACGGCUUUUCCAAUCAUAAAAAGCGGUUGCAAGCUGUCCAAGCCAGACUGCAUGCCAUUUCUAUAUUAGUAUACUCAAAUGCUUUGCAGGAAUCCGCCAAUAGCAUACUAUACAAUGGGUUGAUAGAAGAGUUAGUGGAUGUGCUGCAAAUUACAGAUAAACAAUUAAUGGAUAUUAAAGCUGCCUCACUGAGGACAUUAACUUCCAUUGUGCACUUGGAACGGACUCCAAAACUCAGCAGUAUUAUUGACUGCACUGGAACAGCUUCCUACCAUGGAUUUUUACCAGUACUAGUCCGGAACUGUAUACAGGCCAUGAUUGAUCCCUCUAUGGAGCCGUAUCCCCACCAGUUUGCCACAGCACUCUUCUCAUUCUUAUAUCACUUGGCGAGCUAUGAUGCAGGAGGGGAAGCUCUUGUCUCGUGUGGCAUGAUGGAAGCCUUACUGAAGGUGAUCAAGUUCUUGGGGGAUGAACAGGACCAGAUCACUUUUGUGACCAGAGCAGUCCGUGUUGUGGAUUUAAUCACAAACCUAGACAUGGCAGCCUUCCAGUCUCACAGUGGCCUCUCUAUCUUCAUCUACCGACUAGAGCAUGAAGCAGACCUAUGUCGGAGGGAAUGUCCUUUUGUAAUAAAACCAAAGAUCCAGAGACCUGCUGUUUCCACUGUUACACAGGAGGGUGAAGAGAUGGAGACAGAUGUAGAAGUUUCUGAUGUAGCCAUGGAAAGUAGCCCUGGGCCUUCCACCUCUGGAGAGAAUCGGCAGGAAGUUGUGGUUGAAACACGAGCUUCAAAUGCCACCACUCCAAGUAGCAGCAGUAGCAGCAGCAGCAACAGCAGCAGCAGCAACACAAACACCAUAAUUUCACCCCGAAGUGGAGUCCAGUGCAUCCCUCAACGAGCAGCACUUCUGAAGUCUAUGUUGAACUUCCUAAAAAAGGCCAUCCAAGACCCAGCUUUCUCAGAUGGCAUACGUCAUGUGAUGGAUGGCUCUUUGCCUACCUCUCUGAAACAUAUUAUCAGCAAUGCAGAAUAUUAUGGACCCUCACUCUUUUUACUCGCCACUGAGGUGGUAACAGUCUUUGUAUUCCAAGAGCCUUCGCUGCUGUCCUCCCUACAGGACAAUGGCCUAACAGACGUCAUGCUGCAUGCUCUCCUUAUUAAAGAUGUCCCUGCCACUAGGGAAGUUCUGGGUUCUCUCCCCAAUGUCUUCAGUGCUCUGUGCCUGAAUGCCCGGGGACUUCAAUCCUUUGUUCAGUGUCAACCUUUUGAGCGUCUCUUCAAGGUCUUGCUCUCUCCAGACUAUCUCCCUGCAAUGAGGAGGCGGCGUAGUUCAGAUCCACUUGGAGAUACUGCUUCCAAUCUUGGAAGUGCUGUUGAUGAGCUUAUGAGACAUCAGCCCACACUCAAGACAGAUGCUACCACAGCCAUAAUUAAGUUGCUGGAAGAGAUUUGUAAUCUGGGCCGAGAUCCCAAGUAUAUUUGCCAAAAGCCCUCAAUUCAGAAGGCUGAUGGAACAACUACUGCUCCUCCGCCUCGUUCUACUCAUGCUGCUGAGGAGGCUUCCAGUGAGGAUGAAGAAGAGGAAGAAGUACAAGCCAUGCAAAGCUUCAAUGCCACACAGCAGAGUGAGGCAGAAUCUAGUCAACAGGUCGUUGGGACAGAAGAACGGAUACCAAUUCCUCUCAUGGAUUACAUCCUUAAUGUGAUGAAAUUUGUGGAGUCGAUCCUCAGCAAUAAUACUACAGAUGACCAUUGCCAGGAAUUUGUGAAUCAGAAGGGUCUGCUGCCCCUUGUGACCAUCUUGGGCCUGCCCAACUUGCCCAUAGACUUCCCCACUUCAGCAGCCUGCCAAGCUGUGGCUGGAGUCUGCAAAUCCAUAUUGGUAAGGAGGAGAAUACAACAUUUCCCUUUCCAGAAGACACUGUCUCAUGAGCCAAAAGUGCUGCAAGAAGGGUUGCUUCAACUGGAUUCCAUCCUCUCUUCCUUGGAGCCUUUGCACCGGCCCAUCGAGGAACCUGGUGGUUCAGUCCUGCUGCGGGAAUUGGCAUGUGCUGGCAAUGUAGCUGAUGCUACUCUCUCUGCCCAGGCCACACCCUUACUCCAUGCCCUGACAGCAGCCCAUGCUUACAUCAUGAUGUUUGUGCACACUUGCCGUGUAGGACAAAGUGAAAUUAGAGCCAUCUCAGUAAACCAGUGGGGUUCACAGUUGGGUCUGAGUGUGCUGAGCAAGCUGAGCCAGCUGUACUGUUCACUGGUAUGGGAAAGCACUGUGCUGCUGUCGUUAUGCACGCCAAACAGUUUACCUUCAGGUUGUGAAUUUGGCCAGGCUGACAUGCAGAAAUUGGUGCCAAAGGAAGAGAAAACUGUACCAAGUGCUACCCAGGGAGCCAAAAAAGCUGAUGGUGAACCAGAAGCAGUAGGAGCUGGAACCAUGGAGGCUUCUGCCCAAGGGCUGCUAGAAGGAAUUGGCCUAGAUGGUGACACCCUGGCACCAAUGGAAACUGAUGAGCCUAGUUCUUCUGAUCCAAAGGGGAAGUCAAAAAUAACCCCAGCCAUGGCAGCUCGAAUCAAGCAGAUCAAGCCCCUUCUAUCAGCAUCUUCUAGGUUAGGACGUGCUUUGGCAGAAUUAUUUGGGUUGCUGGUCAAACUGUGUGUUGGUUCCCCGGUAAGACAACGUAGGAGCCAUCAUGCUGCUAGCACCACUACUGCUCCCACUCCUGCUGCUCGCUCAACAGCUUCAGCACUCACCAAACUACUCACCAAGGGGCUUUCCUGGCAACCCCCACCAUAUACACCUACCCCUCGCUUCCGUUUGACUUUUUUCAUCUGUUCUGUCGGUUUCACCUCACCAAUGCUGUUUGAUGAGAGAAAAUAUCCCUACCACCUAAUGCUGCAAAAAUUCUUAUGCUCUGGAGGCCAUAAUGCUCUUUUUGAGACUUUCAACUGGGCCCUUUCUAUGGGAGGUAAAGUUCCAGUUGCUGAAGGAUUGGAACACCCAGAUUUGCCUGAUGGCACAGGCGAGUUUCUGGAUGCCUGGCUCAUGUUGGUGGAGAAAAUGGUGAAUCCUACCACAGUGCUGGAAUCUCCCCAUUCCUUGCCUGUGAAGCUCCCAGGUGGGCAGAACUACCUGCAAUUCAGUGCUUUGCGUUUCCUUGUGGUAACACAGAAGGCAGCCUUCACUUGCAUCAAAAACCUAUGGAACCGUAAGCCAUUGAAAGUAUAUGGAGGACGCAUGGCAGAGUCCAUGUUGGCUAUCUUGUGUCACAUCCUGCGUGGAGAACCAGUUAUCCGUGAGCGUCUUGGCAAGGAGAAAGAGGGAGCACGCAGUGAGGAAGAGGCGGGGCAAGAAGAGGGUGGUGCCCGAAGGGAGCCACAAGUGAACCAGCAGCAGCUUCAGCAGCUGAUGGACAUGGGCUUUACACGAGAGCAUGCUAUGGAAGCUCUGUUGAACACCAGUACCAUGGAACAAGCCACAGAGUAUCUUCUGACACAUCCUCCACCCCUUAUGGGUGGGGUUGUAAGGGAUCUCAGCAUGUCUGAAGAAGAUCAGAUGAUGAGGGCCAUUGCUAUGUCCCUGGGACAAGACAUCCCCAUGGACCAAAGGGCUGAAUCCCCAGAGGAAGCUGCUUGUCGGAAAGAAGAAGAAGAACGGAAAGCUCGAGAGAAACAGGAGGAAGAAGAAGCCAAGUGUCUGGAGAAGUUCCAGGAUGCAGAACCUCUUGAGCAAGAAGAGUUGCACAAUUUCACUGACACUAUGCUACCUGGCUGCUUUCACCUGCUGGAUGAGCUCCCAGAUACAGUUUAUCGUGUCUGUGACCUCAUUAUGACUGCCAUCAAACGUAAUGGAGCUGAUUAUAGAGAUAUGAUCCUCAAACAAGUUGUGAAUCAGGUGUGGGAAGCUGCUGAUGUGCUCAUCAAGGCAGCUCUGCCCCUCACUACAAGUGAUACAAAGACUGUCUCUGAAUGGAUUAGCCAGAUGGCUACCCUACCUCAGGCCUCCAAUCUGGCCACGCGUAUCCUGCUAUUAACUUUACUAUUCGAGGAGUUGAAGUUGCCAUGUGCUCGUGUUGUAGAAUCAAGUGGUAUUCUCAAUGUUUUGAUAAAACUGUUGGAAGUGGUACAACCUUGCUUACAAGCUGCCAAGGAACAGAAGGAAGUGCAGACACCAAAGUGGAUCACCCCAGUAUUGCUGUUAAUUGACUUCUAUGAGAAAACAGCUAUCUCCUCCAAGAGAAGAGCCCAAAUGAACAAGUACCUUCAGGCUAAUGGCAACAAUUGGCGAUGGUUUGAUGAUCGUUCGGGCCGAUGGUGUAGCUAUAGCGCAAGUAAUAAUAGCACUAUUGACACAGCUUGGAAAGCGGGAGAGACUAGUGUUCGUUUCACUGCUGGGCGGCGGCGCUACACAGUGCAGUUCACCACAAUGGUGCAGGUGAAUGAAGAAACUGGAAACAGGAGGCCAGUAAUGCUGACCUUGCUCAGAGUUCCCCGACUUAGCAAGACUGUGAAAGAAAGUAACGGACAAGAACUGGAGAGAACUUUGGAGGAAGGGAAAGAAAUGGAAAGCAAGGUUAAGGAGGAGAAGGCAAACGAUAGCCCUGUGCCUACUGAUAGCCUAGCCCUGGAGAAAGAAGCACCACCAGAAGAGGUGAAACCCUCAGAGAUCCUAAUCCAAGGCCUGACAGAGGAGAUGGUGACAGUCUUGAUCCGGGCCUGUGUGAGCAUGUUGGGUGUGCCUGUGGAGCCAGACACUCUGCACGCCACCCUGCGCCUCUGUCUGCGUCUCACCCGCCACCACAAAUAUGCCAUGAUGUUUGCUGAACUCAAGAGCACACGCAUGAUCCUGGGCUUGACACAGAGCUCUGGUUUCAACGGCUUCACCCCUCUGGUCACCCUGCUUUUCCGACACAUCAUAGAGGAUCCCUGCACACUGCAUCACACUAUGGAAAAGGUGGUGCGCUCAGCAGCCACUAGUGGAGCAGGCAGCACCACUUCAGGUGUUGUGUCAGGCAGCUUGGGCUCCCGAGAAAUCAACUAUAUCUUGCGAGUGCUGGGCCCAGCCGCUUGCCGAAAUCCUGAGAUCUUCACUGAGGUAGCCAACGGUUGUAUUCGUAUUGCCUUGCCCGCUCCCCGUGGCUCCGGAACUGCCUCUGACGACGAGUUCGAGAACUUGCGGAUUAAGGGCCCCAAUGCUGUGCAGCUAGUGAAAACUACUCCAGUUAAACCUUCACCACUACCUGUCAUACCUGAUACGAUCAAGGAGGUGAUCUAUGACAUGCUGAAUGCGUUGGCUGCCUACCAUGCCCCUGAUGAAGCAGAUAAAUCUGAACCCAAAGUGAAUACUACUAAUCAGGAAGUGAGCCAGAUUCUACAAGACAUGGGAGAUGAUGUGUAUCAGCAAUACCGCUCUUUGACUCGCCAGAGUAGUGAUUUCGAUUCUCAGACUGGCUUUGGCAUCAAUGCUCAAGUCUUUGCUGCUGAUAGUGCAGCCUCUGAGAUUCCUCAGUCUGGAACUCCGCAAGGUGACGCUUCUACGCCUGAAGAAUCUAGAGAAAAUAAGAAGGAUAAGGAUGGUGAUAAAGCUGCAGAGGAGAACAAGCAAAAGGCUAAGGGGAGCAAGCCACUUAUGCCUACCUCUACUAUUCUGCGGCUCCUGGCAGAGCUUGUGCGCUCAUAUGUGGGCAUUGCUACAUUAAUUGCAAACUACAGUUACACUGUGGGCCAGUCUGAACUUAUAAAAGAGGACUGCAGUGUUUUGGCUUUUGUCCUGGACCAUCUCCUGCCCCACACCCAGAAUGCUGAAGACAAAGAUACACCAGCCCUGGCUCGCCUCUUUCUAGCCAGCUUGGCUGCAGCAGGUAGUGGCACUGAUGCCCAGGUGGCCUUGGUGAAUGAGGUGAAGGCAGCCCUGGGCCGGGCAUUGGCCAUGGCAGAAAGCACCGAGAAACAUGCCAGGCUACAGGCAGUAAUGUGCAUCAUCAGCACCAUCAUGGAAUCCUGCCCAUCCACUUCCAGCUUCUACAGCAGCGCCACAGCCAAGACACAGCACAAUGGCAUGAACAAUAUCAUCCGCCUAUUCCUCAAGAAAGGGCUGGUCAAUGACUUGGCCAGAGUGCCCCACAGUCUUGAUCUGUCCAGUCCCAACAUGGCCAACACAGUUAAUGCUGCCUUGAAACCCCUGGAGACGUUGUCACGUAUUGUCAAUCAGCCUAGCAGUCUCUUCGGUAGCAAAAGUGCCUCAAGCAAGAGCAAGGCAGAGCAGGAUGCUCAGGGAGUAGCACGAGAUGCCAGCAGCGGUCAACAAGAUGCAGGAGAAAGUGGAGAAACAGAAGCCCCCGAGGAGGACCACGAUGUUGCGCAAGCAGAAGUAGCAGAUGGUGACAUCAUGGAUGGGGAAGCAGAGACUGACGCAGUGGUGAUUGCGGGGCAGCCUGAAGUCCUGAGCACACAAGAGAUGCAGGUUGAAAAUGAACUGGAGGAUCUGAUUGAUGAAUUACUGGAGCAAGACGGUGGCUCAGGAAAUAGUACUAUAAUAGUGGGACGAAGUGGAGAGGAUGAGUCUCAGGAGGAUGUGUUGAUGGAUGAGGCACCUUCCAAUCUGAGCCAGGCUUCCACACUACAGGCCAACAGGGAAGAUUCUAUGAAUAUCUUGGAUCCUGAAGAUGAGGAAGAGCACACACAGGAAGAAGACAGCAGUGGUAGCAAUGAGGAUGAAGAUGACAGUCAAGAUGAGGAAGAAGAGGAGGAGGAGGAAGAUGAAGACGAUCAGGAUGAUGAAGAAGGUGAAGAAGGUGAAGAAGAGGAGGAUGAUGAUGACGGCUCAGAGAUGGAGUUAGAUGAAGACUAUCCUGAUAUGAAUGCCUCCCCGCUGGUGCGUUUUGAACGCUUUGACCGUGAAGAUGACCUCAUCAUAGAAUUUGACAACAUGUUCUCCAGCGCCACGGAUAUUCCUCCAUCACCUGGCAAUAUUCCUGCCACUCACCCACUUAUGGUACGGCAUGCAGACCAUAGCUCUUUGACUUUGGGUAGCGGUUCCUCUACUACUCGAUUGGCACAAGGCAUCGGUCGCAGUCAGAGGACAUUACGACAGCUGACAGCCAAUACAGGCCAUACAAUUCAUGUGCAUUAUCCAGGCACCCGGCAGCCCAAUCCACCUCUCAUUUUGCAGAGAUUGUUGGGUCCUUCAGCAGCCGCAGACAUCCUGCAGCUAAGCAGUAGCCUUCCACUGCAGAGUCGAGGUCGUGCUCGCCUCCUGGUAGGCAAUGAUGAUGUACACAUAAUUGCUCGCUCGGAUGAUGAGUUGCUGGAUGAGUUCUUUCAUGACCAGAGCACAGCUACCAGCCAGGCAGGAACUUUGUCAAGCAUCCCAACUGCCUUGACACGCUGGACGGAAGAAUGCAAAGUACUUGAUGCGGAAAGCAUGCAUGAUUGUGUUUCAGUGGUCAAAGUUCCCAUUAUCAACCACCUGGAAGCCUUGAGGGAUGAAGAGCUAGAGGAAAGAAGAGAGAAAAGACGCAAGCAAUUGGCGGAGGAAGAGGCCAAAGUGUCAGAUAAGGCCAAAGAUUCAGAAGACAAGGAGCAGAAUCCUCAGGGACCAGUGCCACAGUCAAACAAUUCAGCUGAGCAAAAUCUUCCAGAUGGUGCCACCCAUCCCGACGGCUACCCCGCAGUCUCAGCUGCUGCCAAAGACACCUCGGCUGGCCCUAAGCAGACUCUGGUCACAUUGGAGAGCCCCCAGCAGCAACAGCAACAAGCAACAGGGGCAGGAGAGCUCCCUUCGGAGCUGGUGGGGCAGUCCACUGCUCAGGCUUCUGGGCAACUGCUGAUGCCAGUGGAGCAGGAGGACUCGGGCCCCGGGAGGCUGAGCACAGACGCUGAGGCCACGCAGAUGGAGCUUUCACCUGCCCCCACCAUCACUUCACUCUCUCCAGAGAGAGCUGAAGACUCAGAUGCCUUGACUGCUGUCAGCAGCCAGUUGGAGGGCUCACCCAUGGACACCAGCAGCCUGGCUUCAUGCAAUCUGGAAGAAGGCGUGGCGGAGAGUGGUGGAGCUAGCACCGUGGAACAGGCAGCUACAGAUGCUGUGGUGGCAGCAACCGAUGCAACCCAACAAGGGCCAAACGCCCAUACUGCUAGGGAGGGACAGCCUGAUCCCAGCCAGCAGGUGGAUGAUGGCUCCCCACCUGCCUCCUCCUCUGAGAGCUCCUCCACCAGAGAUUCAGCUGUAGCCAUUUCUGGUGCUGAUUCUCGGGGCAUCUUGGAAGAGCCACUGCCUUCCACCAGCAGUGAAGAGGAAGAUCCUUUGGCAGGAAUAAAUCUUCCUGAAGGUGUCGACCCAUCUUUUUUGGCUGCCCUGCCUGAUGACAUUCGACGUGAAGUGCUGCAGAAUCAGUUGGGUAUCCGGCCUCCUGCCCGUUCGGCCCCUACCACCACAGCCACAACUCCUACCCCUCCUGUAGUGGGCAAUCCUGGUGUGACAGAAGUCAGUCCUGAGUUCUUAGCUGCUUUGCCCCCAGCUAUCCAGGAAGAGGUGUUGGCACAGCAGCGGGCAGAACAGCAAAGGCGUGAGCUUGCCCAAAGCACAAGUUCAGACACACCCAUGGAUCCAGUGACUUUCAUUCAAACACUGCCAUCAGAUCUGCGGCGCAGUGUGCUGGAAGACAUGGAGGAUAGUGUAUUGGCAGUCAUGCCUCCUGAUAUUGCUGCUGAGGCACAGGCUCUGAGGCGAGAACAAGAAGCACGCCAGCGUCAACUAAUGCAUGAGCGUCUGUUUGGCCACUCUAGCACUUCUGCCUUGUCUGCUAUUUUGCGUAGCCCAGCCUUCACAAGCCGAUUGAGUGGAAACAGAGGUGUCCAGUAUACACGCUUAGCUGUACAAAGAGGAGGUACCUUCCAGAUGGGUGGUAGCAGCAGCCACAGCAGACCAUCAGGCAGCAAUGUAGACAGUCUGCUGCGUUUGCGUGGACGCCUUCUACUGGACCAUGAGGCCUUGUCCUGUCUGUUGGUCCUGCUUUUUGUUGACGAGCCAAAGCUGAACACAAGCCGGCUUCAUCGGGUGUUGCGGAAUCUUUGUUAUCAUGCACAGACACGAAACUGGGUGAUUCGAAGCCUACUUUCCAUCCUGCAGCGCAGCAGUGAGAGCGAACUGUGUGUGGAGACACCCAAGGGGACUGUUGCACCAGAUGAUAAAGGCAAAAGGGCAGCCAAAGGCUGUGGUCCGGACAGCCGGCCACUUGACCUGCUGCAUAAAAUGGAAUCCAAAAGCUCAGGGCAACUUUCUUGGCUCUCAGUUUCCAUGGAUGCAGCUCUGGGUUGUAGAACCAACAUCUUCCAGAUCCAACGAGCUGGAGGCCGCAAGCACACGGAGAAGCAUGCUGCUGCUGGUUCCACGGUUCACAUACAUCCACAGGCUGCCCCAGUGGUCUGCCGCCAUGUACUUGAUACUCUUAUCCAACUUGCCAAGGUGAAGGUGUUUCCAAGUCACUUCACACAGCAGCGGACCAAAGAGACCAACUGUGAAAAUGAGCGGGAGCGUGGUAAUAAGCAGUCAAGCAGUCCUUGCCCAGGUCAAAUGGGCACAAGUGGCAUCUCCACGGACUUCUGGGACUUGUUGGUCAAACUGGAUAACAUGAAUGUAAGCCGCAAGGGCAAGAACUCCAUCAAAUCUGUGCCUGUGAGCUCUGGCUCAGAAGGGGAGAGCUCCCCCUACAGCUUGGAAGCCUCUCCACUGGGCCAGCUGAUGAACAUGCUGUCCCACCCAGUUAUCAGACGGAGCUCUCUGCUGACUGAAAAGCUGCUGCGCCUGCUGUCUCUCAUCUCCAUUGCUCUUCCUGAGAACAAGAAUGCAGCUGAGGGGGCAACCAGUUACAUUGUUCCUAAUGCAGCCAGCACCCCAGCCCCUGCCUCUACCCCUGCUCCCACUCCUGCCCCUGCUCCUGCCCCUCUCCCAGUCCCAGUCCCUGUUCCUGCUUCUGCAUUGGCAGCGGCAGCUGUAGCUGCAACUGCUGCUUCAAUCGCCGCUUCUGGGGCUACUGCCACAGUAACUACCACGUCAACCGUUCCAGCUGCUGUGUCCACUAUCGCAAAACCAAGCAAAUCUCCAGCCAAGGUGGGCGAAGGAGGAGGUGGUGGAGGUGGGACUGAUAGCAAAAUGGCAGCUUCAGGCUUAACGGAGAACCAGCUUCAGCUGUCCGUGGAGGUGUUGACAUCUCACUCUUGCUCUGAAGAAGGCCUGGAAGAUGCUGCCAAUGUUCUCUUGCAACUGUCGCGAGGUGACCCAACCACACGUGAUACUGUGCUGAAGCUCCUGCUUAACGGGGCCCGGCAACUGGGUUACACCCUUUGCAAACAAAUAGGUACACUGUUGGCAGAGCUGCGAGAAUACAAUUUAGAGCAGCAGCGUCGAGCGCAGUGUGAGUCUCUGUCACCAGAUGGGCUCCCAGAGGAGCAGCCUCAGACCACCAAAUUGAAAGGCAAGAUGCAGAGUCGGUUUGACAUUGCUGAAAACGUGGUGAUUGUGGCCUCACAGAAACGUCCCCUGGGUGGUCGGGAGCUCCAGCUACCCUCAAUGUCUAUGCUGACCUCUAAAACCUCCACGCAGAAGUUCUUCUUAAGGGUGCUGCAGGUCAUCAUCCAAUUGCGGGAUGACACACGCCGUGCCAACAAAAAGGCAAAACAGACAGGCAGGCUAGGUACUUCCGGUCUGGGCUCAGUUAGCAGCAUCCAGGCCGCUGUUCGGCAGCUGGAGGCUGAGGCUGACGCCAUUAUACAAAUGGUACGUGAGGGUCAGAGGGCCCGGAGGCAGCAGCAAGCAACAACGUCGGAGUCAAACCAAGCAGAGGGAUCUGCAAGGAGAGAUGAAUCCCCAAUGGAUGUGGAUCAGCCAUCACCCACCACACAAGACACCCAGUCAGUUGUGUUGGAAGGGGCCCAGCAGGGUGAGAAGGAGAAAGAAGAGCGCCCUCCAGAUCUUCCUUUGCUCAGUGAGCAGCUUAGUCUGGAUGAAUUGUGGGACAUGUUGGGCGAGUGUCUGAAAGAGCUGGAAGAAUCCCAUGACCAACACGCUGUGCUUGUGCUACAGCCUGCAGUGGAGGCCUUCUUUUUGGUGCAUGCGACAGAGCGAGAAAGCAAGCCACCAGUACGCGACACUCGGGAAAGUCAGCUGGCUCAUAUCAAGGAUGAACCCCCGCCACUUUCACCUGCCCCACUGACACCAGCAACACCCUCUUCCCUUGACCCCUUUUUCUCCCGUGAGCCUUCAUCCAUGCAUAUCUCCUCCAGCCUUCCCCCAGACACCCAGAAAUUCCUCCGUUUUGCAGAGACACAUCGGACCGUGCUGAACCAGAUCCUGCGCCAGUCUACUACCCACCUGGCUGACGGUCCCUUUGCGGUCCUUGUUGAUUACAUACGAGUGCUGGACUUUGAUGUCAAACGGAAGUAUUUCCGGCAAGAAUUGGAAAGGUUGGAUGAGGGGCUGAGGAAAGAAGAUAUGGCUGUGCAUGUGCGUCGAGAUCACGUCUUUGAAGAUUCUUACCGGGAAUUGCAUCGCAAAUCACCUGAAGAAAUGAAAAACAGGCUGUACAUAGUAUUUGAAGGAGAAGAAGGCCAGGAUGCUGGAGGCUUGCUACGUGAGUGGUACAUGAUAAUCUCACGGGAGAUGUUUAACCCGAUGUAUGCGCUUUUCCGCACGUCGCCCGGUGAUCGGGUUACCUACACCAUCAAUCCUUCUUCCCACUGUAACCCCAACCACCUGAGUUACUUCAAGUUUGUCGGGCGCAUUGUGGCAAAGGCAGUAUAUGACAAUCGGUUACUAGAAUGCUACUUCACCCGUUCCUUCUACAAGCAUAUCCUGGGCAAAUCAGUCAGGUACACAGAUAUGGAGAGUGAGGAUUACCAUUUCUACCAGGGACUGGUCUAUCUCUUGGAGAAUGAUGUCUCCACACUGGGCUAUGAUCUCACCUUCAGCACUGAGGUUCAAGAAUUUGGUGUAUGUGAGGUACGUGACCUCAAGCCCAAUGGGGCCAACAUUCUUGUGACUGAAGAAAACAAGAAGGAAUACGUGCACUUGGUGUGUCAGAUGAGAAUGACAGGGGCAAUCCGCAAGCAGCUGGCUGCCUUUUUGGAGGGCUUCUAUGAGAUUAUCCCCAAGCGCCUCAUCUCCAUCUUCACUGAACAGGAGCUGGAGCUUCUAAUUUCGGGGCUACCUACCAUUGAUAUUGAUGACCUGAAAUCCAAUACAGAGUAUCACAAGUAUCAGGCAAACUCCAUCCAGAUCCAGUGGUUCUGGCGAGCACUGCGUUCCUUUGAUCAGGCUGACAGAGCGAAGUUCCUGCAGUUCGUCACUGGCACAUCCAAGGUGCCCUUGCAGGGCUUUGCUGCCCUAGAGGGCAUGAAUGGUAUCCAGAAAUUUCAGAUCCACAGAGAUGACCGCUCAACAGACAGACUGCCUUCUGCUCACACGUGUUUCAACCAGCUGGACCUCCCUGCCUAUGAAAGCUAUGAGAAACUGCGUCACAUGCUGCUACUGGCCAUCCAGGAAUGCUCAGAAGGCUUUGGCCUGGCAUAAGGGUGGCUCCAGCUGCCAUAUUUUUCUACUGUCAGACUUGGGGAGCAACGGGAGGGAGUGGAACCAAGCGAUGCUCCUCCUCCUUUUCCAACCACCUGUGUGUGUGUGCGUGCCCUGCUGCCCCCUUACUGAAGAGAGCCACAGAACCCCAGCCGUCAUUGGAGGCGGAGCAGGUGCAACCCGGAGAGAGAAAGACAAAUUAUAUAUACAAAUAUAUAUAUAUUUUUUGGUUUAGUUUGCAUUUCUUAAUUUGUGCUUGGAAUGUGUUGAUUAGGCGGCGGGAGGGAGCAUUUGGAUUCUUUUGUUGGUCUCUUUCCUUGGCACCCAUUUGCUGCUGGAAGGGAACCUAAGGUUUAAAAAAAUUCCAAAAAAGGAAAAAAAAUAAAAGCCCACUCUUGAUAA